Molecule: messenger RNA, 1415 nt
Organism: Cicer arietinum (chickpea)
Lineage: Eukaryota; Viridiplantae; Streptophyta; Magnoliopsida; Fabales; Fabaceae
Molecular function (GO): protein binding
Source: RefSeq, a predicted model, not a curated record
GCCAUAACCCAAAACAGCUUCAUGCAGCACUGUUGUUCACAAGACUAACACACCAUAUGAUAGCAUUAUUUAUCAUAUUAUAUAUACAUUCAAAUUAAAUUCCCAAUAUAACAAUGAGUACCGUUAUUAAGUUUUUACAAGCUACAACAGUUGCAAUACUUAUACUAGUGCUAAGCACUACCGUCCGGUCAUGUCCGCCGUCGGAAAGGGCGGCGCUACUAGCAUUCAAGGCGGCUCUCCACGAUUCAUACCUCGGCAUCUUCAACUCAUGGACCGGCGCCGACUGCUGUCACAAAUGGUACGGCGUUAGUUGCGACAAAGAAACCCGCCGCGUCGCCGAUAUUAACCUCCGCGGCGAGUCGGAGGAUCCAAUAUUCGAACGAGCACACCGCACCGGCUACAUGACCGGUUACAUUUCACCGGCGAUCUGUAAACUCACUCGUCUCUCAAGCAUAACCGUCGCCGAUUGGAAAAAUAUAUCCGGCGAGAUUCCUCGUUGCAUCACUUCACUUCCUUUCCUCCGAAUCAUUGACCUCAUCGGAAACCGCAUCUCCAGCACUAUUCCCUCCGACAUCGGUAGACUCCACCGCCUCACAGUUCUCAACGUCGCCGAUAACGCUAUCUCCGGUAACAUCCCACCGUCGCUAACUAACCUCAGAAGUUUAAUGCACCUCGAUAUUCGUAAUAACCAGAUCUCCGGGCCCAUACCUAAAGACUUUGGCAGGCUUCCAAUGCUGAGCCGGGCCUUAUUAAGCGGUAACAAAAUAAGCGGGCCUAUUCCAGAUUCAAUUUCUCGUAUUUACCGUCUCGCAGAUCUGGAUCUAUCUCGUAACCAAGUUUCUGGGCCCAUUCCAGAAUCAUUAGGUAAAAUGGCGGUUUUAUCCACACUUAAUUUGGACAUGAAUAAACUUUCUGGGCCCAUUCCAGCGAGUCUUUUUAAUUCGGGAAUAAGUGACUUAAACUUAAGCCGUAAUGGAUUAAAUGGUAAUUUACCUGAUGUGUUCGGUGCAAGAUCUUAUUUCACGGUGUUGGAUUUGUCUUAUAACAGUCUUAAAGGGCCCAUUCCAAAGUCCAUGGGCCUUGCUUCUUAUAUUGGACAUUUGGAUUUGAGUUAUAAUCAUUUGUGCGGUAAGAUUCCUGUUGGAUCCCCGUUUGAUCAUUUGGAAGCGUCGUCUUUUGUCUACAAUGAUUGUCUCUGUGGGAAGCCUCUCAAAGUUUGUGCAAAUUAACCAAAAUCACUCUCUUCACUCGUGAAAUUAUAUAAUAGAUAUUUUGUAAUUUUUGUAAUAGGAAGAAGAGUCCUGUGUUUAUUUAUUAGUUUGUUGAUUCCACUGUAUUUGUGUUUGUAAUUUUCAUCAUCAUAUUACAAUAUAAAUUAGUCAUUGCUAAUUAAUUAUGAUACGAGGUUAAUUGUA